GUAUAUAUUUAGUUCUACCAUCUCAGAAAAGUUGAAUUUAUACGAUAAUAUUAAAUAAUUUUCUUAUUUUGGCAAUAGUAAAUAAAUAUUAUUUUAAAAUAAAAUAAAAAAUGUUAAGAUGAUACUUGGCGGGAAAGGUCUGUUACAAGUUACAUGUUAGUUAAUCGUUAUAAUAAUCUUUUGUAUUUAACUUUCACACUCUAAACAAGAAACACACUCUACUCUCUCUCUCUCUUUCUCUGUAAGUUCAACUCCAUUACAAGAAAGAUUGUGAAGCAAAAGAAGAAAAACAGAGGAAAUUAUAAUAAAGCCAAGAAAAUUCUAUUUUCGUUUCUUCUUCAAUUUCCAUCUCCAAUGGCAAUGGCCCUCUGUCUCUACCUCCCAACUCUCCUACUCUUCUUCCCAACCCUUCUCUCAGCUUCUUCUUCUUCUCCUUCCACUACAUUAUCACCGUCGCAAUCUCCACCAUCUCCUUCUCCACCGCCACCGCCGCCUUCUCCUUCACUCCCAUCCCCAUCUGAGUCAACCCCAACAUCUCCUCAAUCACCACAACAUUCAUCCCACCGGAGGAGACACCGAAGAUCCCGGCGAAGGCAACAACAACCUCCUUCAACAGCGGAGACGCCUCAGCAAUUCAACAACAUAAUCGAUGCCUUGAUUGGCUCCGGAGACUUCAGCAAUUGGGUCAAUGUCAUUUCAAACGCCGUUCUCCCUCUUAGCGCAACUCUCUUCGUCCCAGAAAAUGAAGCUGUAACUGCCCCGACGAUCGCCAGUCCCGGUCCAGAAGACCCAUUGAUUUUCCCUUACCAUGUGGUACCACAGAGGCUGUCUUUCGCCGAACUACUUCUCUUCCAGACCAACACGCGCCUUCCCACGCUCCUCCCUGGGAAGUCUAUCAUCAUCACCAACAACUCCCGGAUCAACUUCACCAUCGACGGCUCUCUGAUCACUCAGCCGGAUAUUUACUCCACCGGCAACAUUGCCGUUCACGGCGUUGGCUCUGUCUUUAAUUACUCGGUCUUCGGUGAUGGUUUAGACCUUCUGCCCAAAUCCUCGAACCCAGAGCCGAAUCAGUCGCAAGUUCGCCGGCCGCCAACGGUGGAUAACCCGAACGGAGAGACGUAUGGUUCGAGCUCGGACUCCGCGCCGCCGUGCCUGUGCAUUGAAUUACCGGUUGUUUUCUUAGUGUUCUGUGGGGUUUGGAUGUUCAAGAUUCAGAGAAAUGGCGGCCAUGGACGGUGAAGUGUUAGGGUUUUUUUGGUAUAGUUUGUUCUUGGGAUUCAAGAUUCAGAUACAUGUCUUUCUUGGACGUUCUUUUUUCUUGUUUUUUAAAAUCUUUUAUACUUAAAUUUUUUUCAUAAUGAAAUAAUUCAAUUUUUUUCUGGCUCA
Messenger RNA from Cannabis sativa, 1389 nucleotides. RefSeq lists its product as uncharacterized. Lineage: Eukaryota; Viridiplantae; Streptophyta; Magnoliopsida; Rosales; Cannabaceae. The coding region runs from base 355 to 1242 and encodes 295 amino acids. The transcript has a single exon. The record is from RefSeq and is a predicted model, not a curated record.